This is a messenger RNA of Sporothrix brasiliensis 5110, 2355 nucleotides long. RefSeq names its product ulp1 protease family protein. Bases 1 to 2355 code for a protein of 784 amino acids. Gene Ontology annotation, molecular function: deSUMOylase activity. Gene Ontology annotation, biological process: protein desumoylation. Lineage: Eukaryota; Fungi; Ascomycota; Sordariomycetes; Ophiostomatales; Ophiostomataceae. Gene Ontology annotation, cellular component: nucleus. The record is from RefSeq and is a predicted model, not a curated record. The transcript has a single exon.
AUGACGGCCGCCAUGCGGCCGGAAACUUUGAAGGAGCUGUUUUGGAACGGCUUCUCAUAUAUAUCUGAGAGAAUACUGCAGCAUAACACUCCGACCGAUGACCCCGAGGCGCGAUAUGUGGCGGCCGAUCGAGCACACCACCACGCAAUCACGGUCGACCGCAUAAAACCGCCUUCUUCUGCCACGAACAGUGCCCCCAACCCACUCCCUUUCAGCCAAGAUUACGAACUCAUCUGGCGUGACGGUCCUCACGACCACAUAUCUCCUGCCGGAUUUGAAGCGAUCGCCUCACUUCUGCGCGCGUGGAAAGACGACCUCGUGGCCGGACAUGUUGUCCGCUGUCCUUACCCGCGACCCGUUGUGCGGCGCUUUGACGAUGAAAACCGCCACGAGACACGCUUGUCGGCCGUUGUUCACAAUUUUAUGUUUCAGCGUUCCGGUGAAAACUCGGAGCAGGCCUGGAAAGAUGCUUCGGUGGAGUUUUUAAAAGCCAUCGAGGCAACAGAGCGGUGGAUUUCCGUCCUCUACGCGCCGGGCAACUUUGAGACCAUGAAGUCCCAAGGCAUUGUGCUGUACAACGAGAUCAGCACGUCGGUACAGCAGUUCUGGGACAGUCGUUGUGGCAUCUGCGCCGUGGGCGACUUCCUGGCAUUUGCCAUUUUGGAAUCACACCAAUGGGGCCACCCGGGCAUGCAAUUUUCCCAGCUGUCCCUCAUGAAAUUGCUUGUCGACCUGGAAGCUUUCCACCGCCAACAGCCCAUUCUAAGUUUUGUCUCUGUUGAGCGGCAGAACCACCCUCCGGGAUACCUUUUCGACGACGAUGACGGAGCAGUGGAAUCGGUCACAGCGGAAGAGCUGCGUAACCUGUGGCUCGGCAGCCGUGCCGAGACAAGCGUUUCUCUCGUCAAAUGGCGCAACCCUUCAGUUUGCCACAUAUAUGGCAACGGUACAUCGAGUGCGCGGUCACAGGAGGCUCUUCGCAGAUCGCGAAUCGUCAGCGCUGCUGCAGCUUCGCUCAAAUCUUCUCGCCGCCUGGCAAAUGGAAGUGGGCCCCUCCUCAUUUCGCCCACUCGGUCUUUGCUAUCCCAGAGAUACAAGGCCGGUGCCCAUGGCCAACCGUGUCGCACAAAGUUUUAUGCACUACCCUUUAUCAAAGAUUAUCAGAUGCCCGCCAAGCGGAAAGCGAAAACUGCUACACCGGAUCCUCGACAAUUCAAGCGCUCCCGCCUAGAGACGACGGCACACACGGAGUUUGGAAAUACUAAAGCAGCGGCGGACGCAGCUGCUUUCGCCGCUGCUUGUGUGCCAUUGCCGCCAUCUCCUGCAACUACUGAGGUUGCAUCAGAUGAUGAGGCUGAUGUCGAAAAUGCGGCGGCUGGUGUUGAAUUCGCUGAUCAACGCCGCUUGCCUUGGGCUUCUAUCUUCCCAGAAGACGAUGAUGACGCCACGUUCAUGCCGCGACUUCGGAUAAGUACAUCAAAGGCAGACGAGUUGCGUAAUAUUGCCAAGGAGAGGUAUGCUACGCAAGAGGCCGCACGUCUGAAGAGAGAGGCAGAAAUGCGUCGCAAGGAAGAAGAAGAGAUUGCAAAACGGUCUGGGCUGCGUCCACCUGCACGUAAGGUUAUUUCGUCGCUAUCAGACUCGUGGCACUCGCGUGUGAACUCUGCUGUCUGCGCCGACCCAAACAAAGACAUUGCCAAGUCGCCGGAAGGGACCAUUCUCCGACGCAACGACUUUAAGACUGUUGUCAGCAAGUCAGAGUGGCUCAACGAUGAGAUUGUGAACGGCUCGUUGCUUCACCUGGCCAAUUAUAUCAACGGCAAGGUAGGCAUCACAAACCCGAAGACGCAAACACCCAAGUGCCAUGCAUUCACUUCCUUCUUCUGGAAGCCGCUGUCCACCAAAGGCGCUGCUGGUACCGAACGCUGGAUGAAGCGUGUGGGUGUGACAAAGGACAACUUCCUUAAGAUCGACACAAUCCUCAUUCCCAUCUGCGAGCACAAUCACUGGACAUUGGUCGUGGUGCGGCCCGGCCGCACUACGAUCACGCACAUGGACUCGCUGCGCAACAAAGGUGCUGGCCGACGCGAAGUUACCGACACAGUGAUGCGCUGGGUUAGGGAGCUUCUCAAGGACAAGUUCUCGGACAAGUGGCAUGUGCAACACUACGACUCCCCGCGCCAGACGAAUGGCUGGGACUGUGGCGUACAUACCAUUACCAACGCACUGUUUCUGUCACUCGGCCUUGAUCCGUCCUUUUACAAGGCUGUAGAAAUGCCUCUACAGCGCGACCGCAUUGCCGCCACACUCAUCAAUGGCGGCUUCUCUGGCGACCUAGACCUUACAGGGCUGUGA